Penicillium waksmanii is the source of this 2637-nucleotide messenger RNA. Its product is annotated as putative protein kinase Scy1. NCBI's taxonomy places the organism in Eukaryota, Fungi, Ascomycota, Eurotiomycetes, Eurotiales, Aspergillaceae. The record is from RefSeq and is a predicted model, not a curated record. The transcript is spliced from 3 exons. Gene Ontology annotation, biological process: protein phosphorylation. Bases 1 to 2637 code for a protein of 878 amino acids. Gene Ontology annotation, molecular function: protein kinase activity; ATP binding.
AUGUUUUCCAACGCGCUAAAGUCAUUCAGCUCCAAUAUCUCCGCCAACUAUCAGAUCUCCCCUCAUGCCACUAUCUAUUCGGGUCCUUGGAAAAUCCAUGAUGCCAAGAAGAAAUCCACCGGGACUCCCGCCUCCGUCUUUAUCUUCGAUCGCAAGACCCUCGAGCCACGAUCCGGUGGCUUUGGCUCUCGUUCAGGCUCCGGUACAAAAAAGAUCCAAGACGAUGUGAUUGAACGACUCAAGCGGGAAGCUGGGAAUCUCGCCAAAUUGAGACACCCCUCAAUCCUUCAGGUGCUGGAGCCAGUCGAGGAGACCCGCGGCGGCGGCCUCAUGUUUGCGACAGAGCAUCUGACCGCAUCAUUGUCAGGGCUCCUCUUGGAUAAGAACGAGCAAGAGGGCGCAUCCGGUGGCGGCUCGCGGGCGGGCCGUUACAUGGUGGAGAGUGCGGAUGGCACUCGCAGACGGCGGGAAUUUGAAAUUGAUGAGUUGGAAAUCCAAAAGGGGUUGCUCCAGGUCGCCAAGGGUCUGGAGUUCCUCCACGAAUCCGCUGGCCUGGUUCAUGGUAAUCUCAACCCGGAUGCUAUUUACAUCAAUGCCAAGUCAGACUGGAAGAUCUCCGGCCUUGGAUUUGCCGGGCCUCCAGAUUCCUCCGAGACUCCCUCAUCAUUACCACCGCUCGCCGUCUCCGAGGUUUUGUAUCAAGACCCAAGACUGCCAGCCUCCGUCCAACUCAAUAUGGACUUUACCUCCCCAGACUUUGCUUUGGAUUCCAACGUUUCAUCUGCGGCUGAUUUAUUUUCUUUGGGCCUCAUCAUUAUUGCUCUUUACAAUUCGCCUCAUGUCUCCCCGCUAGAAACCCAUAUGAAUCUGUCGACAUAUAAAAAGCUCCUUAGCUCUCCUUCAACAACCCCAUCUCAAAGCAACAAUUUCCUUUGCACGAAUCCCAUUCCUAAGGAUGUUCAAUCUCAAGUCCUCCCCCGCCUCAUUACUCGGAGACCGGCUCAGCGCAUGAAUGCCCGCGAGUUUCAACAAUCCCAAUAUUUCGACAAUGUUCUGGUAUCAACCAUCCGCUUUUUAGAGUCUUUACCUGCCAAGAACCCAAAUGAGAAGUCUCAAUUCCUAAGAGGGCUUCAACGGGUUUUGGCAGACUUCCCCAUCUCAGUGUUGGAAAGAAAGCUCCUCGGGUCCCUGUUGGAUGAAAUGAAGGAUCGUGAGCUACUUGCCCUGCUGCUACAGAACGUCUUUGGUAUUCUUAAACGAAUCCCCAAUGGACGUCGCAUUUUUCCCGAGAAAAUUAUCCCUCGCUUGAAGGAGGUCUUUGGAACCGGCCCAGGAAAAGCAACAGCCCCCGAACGCGACUCCAAGAAGGAUGCAGGGCUCAUGGUCGUGUUGGAGAACAUGAAACUUGUCACAGAAAAUUGUUCUGGCAUGGAAUUCAAAGAUGAUAUUCUACCAUUUAUACGGCUUGGUUUGGACUCCCCCACCCAUUCCCUGGUGGACGCUUCUAUUAAGUGCCUGCCUGUAUAUCUGUCCACGCUCGAUUUUAGCACCGUCAAAAAUGAAGUUUUCCCGCCUAUCGCAAGCACUUUCAGCAAAACAAGCAGUCUCGCUAUCAAGGUCCGCAGCCUGGAGGCUUUCGCCGUCUUCCAUCCAAGACCGCUAAAUCAUCUAUCCUGGACAAGUACACCAUCCAAGAAAAGCUUGUUCCUUCCUCUCAAGGCCAUCAAGACAAAAGAACCUUCCGUCAUGAUGGCAGCUCUUAAGGUGUUCCGUGAAGUUGGAAAGGUUGCCGACACGGAGUUUCUCGCUCUGGAGGUACUUCCCAUUCUCUGGAGCUUCAGCCUUGGUCCCCUCCUGAAUUUGAGCCAAUUCAACGAGUUCAUGACCUUAAUCAAGUCUCUGUCGAUCAAAAUCGAGAAGGAACAAACCCGAAAGCUCCAGGAGCUUUCGUCGGGUGGAGACUCUGGGGGUUUCCAGAAUGGUGCCAACGGUUUCUCGCAGUCUGCCACCGACCUUACUUCUCCUGAUGGGGACAGUGCCAAAAACAACUUCGAACGACUUGUUCUUGCCAAACAAAAGCCGUCAUCAAAUGGCAAGGACGCUGACAUUUGGGGGAGCAUGGAGCCAGAACCAGCCACCAAACGGCCCAGCAUGUCACCUGCAUUCUCAUGGUCCACUAACCACUCUGGCCAGGGUGCAUCGAACCAGCUGGGCAUCCGAUCCAUUACCCCUGACCAGAAGUUGAACACGAUCCCUUCGCUCGAGCCUGGGCGGCAGACAUCACCCCCAAUGACAAAUUCGCCCUUUCCAUCUAUGCAACCCAUGCAGCCAGCUCAAACCUGGAACAUCCAGAAUCAGGCUAUGAAUAGACCUGGCUCUCUGUCUUCGCUAUCCAGCAUGUCUACCGGAACACCAAUGUCCCAGCCGGCCUUACAACAACAGCAAAGCCCAAACUACUCGUCAUUCUCCAUACCACCACCGCCAGCAAACAUGGGCACCACAAGCCCAAAUAAUUCGAUCAGGACACCCUCGCUAAGUAUGAAUAUGAACAUGAAGGCAACCACCCAACCGCCGCAGCCGCCGCAGCCGCCGCAGCAACAGAGAUCGGGACUUGCUAAAUACGAGAGUCUAUUAUGA